ACAUUUACUAUCUCCUUCGACGUGUAACGCCGUUAAAACGAUUCCCCCCCCAGAGUAUCCGCUUCUUUUAAAUCAUUCGUCGUUAUCUCCACCGUCUGUUUUUACCUUCCGCUAUAUUUUCAAUGGCGACGAUUAAGCACCACGAAGAUGAACGCCUGAGAGCCGUUGAUUUAACUUCUAAACCCUUUGAAGUCAACAACGCAGUGAGCCUCGAGCCCAAGACGGAGCCGUCGUUAGAGUCAUCGUCGCAUCAGCUGCAGUUUCCGUCUACUUCAAUGUCUUUAGCUCCACCGUCGAGACCGCCAUUGAAGAGAGCUUCGACUAAAGACCGCCACACCAAGGUCGAAGGUAGAGGGAGGAGGAUACGGAUGCCCGCCACGUGUGCGGCUAGGAUUUUUCAGCUGACUAGAGAGCUUGGUCACAAGUCCGACGGCGAGACGAUUCGGUGGCUGCUGGAGAACGCCGAGCCGGCUAUUAUCGCCGCCACGGGUACGGGAACAGUUCCGGCCAUCGCUAUGUCGGUUAACGGAACGUUGAAGAUCCCAACGACGACGAACGGUGAUUCUGACGUGGGAGAUAACUCGGCGAAGAAGAGACGUAAGCGACCUUCUAAUAGUGAGUAUAUAGACAUAAACGAAGCGGUUACGGUUUCGGUUUCUUCCGGUUUAGCACCAAUUUCGUCCGGUUUAGCUCCAAUUUCAUCCGGUUUAGCUCCGGUUUCUACCGUGGCUCAGCAAACGCUGCCGCAAGGGAUGGUUCCGAUGUGGGCGAUUCCAUCGAACGCGGUGAUUCCGGCAGUCGGAGCUUUCUUCCUUGUGCCGCACGUCGCUGGUCCGACGAACCAGCCUCAGAUGUUAGCUUUUCCGGCUGCUCCGCCGUCGUCUUACGUUGCCGCCGUUCAGCAAGCUUCUUUAAUGGCUAGACCACCUUUUGUAUCAGUUCCUGACGUUACCCGUUCCACGCCGUCGGUUAUGGCUCCGAGUUCAAGCUCCGGCGUAACCAACGGAGGCUCGUCGUCGUCUACGACCAACAUGCUCAGAGACUUCUCGCUGGAGAUUUACGAGAAACAGGAGCUUCACCAGUUCAUGUCCACCACCACCGCACGGUCAUCGAACCACUGAGGGAGACUAAACGACGGCGUAUUAGUGAUCACCGGGCACGUGAGGGAAGGAAGUAAAGACGCGCACGUGUUAAGUGGGCCUAGCUUUUAGGCAUCGGUGGGGUCCACGGCGUUGGUGGGUCAACACGCACCAAAAUCAAAAAGCAGAGGAGGGAGUGGGGCCACACAGCUCCCACCUUACGCAUUACAUCCGAGGCGGCCAGGUUGGGUGUGGUCCCGGUUCGGUAGGGCUACGUGGUCCGUUUCGGUGGGCCUCCUCUCCUCACCACUUUGUCUUGACUUUUUGGACUUUGUUUUAUCGCUUUGUAAAUACAAAUAUUGCCACAACAAGAUUUUAUUAAAGCCGAAGCCCUGUAAUAAUAUCAAGUCAUGGACCACCCAACAACAAUUGUGAUAGUAAUAUUUUUAUUUUGAAUCUGUAAUAAUAAUAAAAAUAUUCUAAUGCUUCUUUCCUAUAA
This is a messenger RNA of Brassica oleracea var. oleracea, 1578 nucleotides long. Its product is annotated as transcription factor TCP9. Bases 123 to 1121 code for a protein of 332 amino acids. Gene Ontology annotation, cellular component: nucleus. The record is from RefSeq and is a predicted model, not a curated record. The transcript has a single exon. NCBI's taxonomy places the organism in Eukaryota, Viridiplantae, Streptophyta, Magnoliopsida, Brassicales, Brassicaceae. Gene Ontology annotation, molecular function: sequence-specific DNA binding; DNA-binding transcription factor activity.